Neopelma chrysocephalum (saffron-crested tyrant-manakin) is the source of this 4154-nucleotide messenger RNA. It is a transcript of the gene EFR3A, whose product is annotated as EFR3 homolog A. Gene Ontology annotation, biological process: protein localization to plasma membrane. The record is from RefSeq and is a predicted model, not a curated record. Bases 82 to 2619 code for a protein of 845 amino acids. The transcript has 23 exons. Gene Ontology annotation, cellular component: plasma membrane. NCBI's taxonomy places the organism in Eukaryota, Metazoa, Chordata, Aves, Passeriformes, Pipridae.
CACGGGAACUGCUGCUAUGGGAGUGUGAGAGAGCAAAUUUCUGAUCAAGGAGAGUUCCCAGGGAGUAAAAUCAUAUCCAGGAUGAGGCAAUAUGUGCAAGUUCCAACUGUUGAGCAAGAAAAAGCCUAUGAUUAUAAUUCUGCUUUUGAACCGAGACCGUGUAUGUGUUUGGGAGUUUGCUGUUGCUGUGCUGCGCUAAGACCUCGCUACAAGCGUCUGGUGGAUAACAUAUUUCCUGAAGAUCCAAAAGAUGGUCUUGUUAAAGCCGACAUGGAGAAGCUGACUUUCUAUGCAGUUUCUGCACCAGAAAAGCUGGAUCGAAUUGGAGCUUACCUGGCAGAGAGACUGAGCAGGGAUGUCGUCAGACACCGCUAUGGUUAUGUCCUGAUUGCCAUGGAGGCACUGGACCAACUUCUGAUGGCUUGUCAUUCUCAAAGCAUAAAACCAUUUGUGGAAAGUUUCCUUCAUAUGGUGGCCAAGCUUCUGGAAUCAGGCGAACCAAAGCUGCAAGUCCUUGGAACUAAUUCUUUUGUCAAAUUUGCCAACAUUGAGGAAGACACACCUUCCUAUCACAGACGCUACGACUUCUUUGUGUCUCGGUUCAGUGCCAUGUGUCAUUCAUGUUACCCCGAUCCAGAAAUACAAACCGAGAUCCGAAUUGCUGGAAUCAGGGGCAUUCAGGGAGUGGUUCGAAAAACAGUUAACGAUGAACUUCGAGCAACUAUAUGGGAACCUCAGCACAUGGACAAGAUCGUACCAUCAUUGCUGUUCAACAUGCAGAAAAUAGAAGAUAUCGACAGCAGAAUAGGCCCUCCAUCCUCUCCUACAGGAGGAGAGAAAGAGGAAAAUCCUGCUCUGCUGGCCGAGAAUUGUUUCAGAGAACUACUAGGACGAGCAACCUAUGGAAAUAUGAAUAAUGCUGUCAGACCAGUUUUUGCGCAUUUAGACCAUCAUAGACUAUGGGAUCCUAAUGAAUUUGCUGUUUCCUGCUUUAAAAUCAUCAUGUAUUCUAUACAGGCACAAUAUUCCCAUCAUGUCAUACAAGAAAUCCUUGGACACCUUGACGUCCGCAAAAGGGACUCGCCACGAGUCCGUGCUGGCAUUAUUCAGGUUCUUUUGGAAGCAGUUGCAAUAGCAGCUAAAGGAUCAAUAGGCCCAACAGUUCUGGAGGUGUUUAAUACCUUGUUGAAGCACUUGCGCAUCAGCGUUGACUUCGAGCUGGGUGACAGGCGCAGCUCAGCGGGAAGUGCCGCUUUCAGCACGAGCUCCAAGGAGAGCGAUGAGAGGAUUGUCCAGAAUGCAAUUAUUCAAACAAUUGGAUUUUUUGGAAGCAAUCUCCCAGAUUACCAGAGAUCAGAGAUUAUGAUGUUCAUUAUGGGCAAAGUACCUGUUUUGGGGACUUCACAAUCACUGGAUACCAGCCACAUUGGAGAUUUGGGAACUAGAAGGAUUCAGAUCAUGUUACUGAGAUCUUUACUUAUGGUGACUUCAGGAUACAAAGCCACAACCAUCAGUAAUGCACUUCCUCCCCCGUUCCUGGACCCGUUACUGUCUCCUUCACUCAUGGAGGACUCUGAGCUAAGGCAGCUGGUCCUGGAAAUCCUGCAUAACCUCAUUGAUCGGCACGACAACAGAGCGAAGCUCAGAGGGAUACGAAUAAUACCAGAUGUUUCCGAUCUAAAGAUAAAACGAGACAAGAUUUCAAGGCAGGAUGUGAGCUUCAUGAAAAAGCAUGGUCAGCAGUUGUACAGACACAUCUACUUAGGCUGCAAAGAAGAAGACAAUGUCCAAAAAAACUUUGAACUCCUGUUUACAUCUCUAGCUCUUACCACAAUUGAACUGGCCAAUGAAGAAGUGGUUAUUGACCUCAUUCGAUUAGCUAUUGCCUUGCAGGACAUUGCCAUCAUCAACGAGGAUAAUCUGCCAAUGUUUAAUCGUUGUGGUGUCAUGGCAUUGGUUGCAGCUUAUCUAAACUUUCUGAGUCAGAUGAUUGCAGUUCCUGCCUUUUGUCAGCAUGUCAGCAAGGUCAUUGAAACCAGAAGUGUGGAAGCAUCUUAUUUUCUCCCAGAAACAAUUUUCAAAGACAAAUGCAAUCUUCCAAAAUCCUUAGAGAAGCAUGAAAAAGACUUAUUUUUCCUGACGAACCAGAUUGCAGAAUCAUUAGGAGGCAGUGGAUACAGUGUGGAAAGAUUGUCAGUUCCGUAUGUACCCCAGGUAACAGAUGAGGACAGACUCUCCAGGAGAAAAAGCAUUGUGGACACGGUGUCUCUUCAGGUGGAUAUUCUGCCUGGCAACCACACAGAGGAUAAGAUUGAUAAUACUGAAGAAAUCACCUUUGAAGCUUUGAAGAAAGCCAUUGAUAACAAUGGACUUGAAGAACAGGAAAAGGAAAAAAGGCGUCUUGUGAUUGAAAAGUUCCAAAAGGCACCAUUUGAAGAAAUCGCAGCCCAGUGUGAAACCAAAGCAAACUUGCUUCAUGACAGACUUGCACAGAUACUGGAACUCACCAUUCGUCCUCCGCCUAGCCCCUCAGGAACGAUGACCAUUACUGCUGGACAUGCUCAUUACCAUUCUGUUCCAGUCUAUGAGAUGAAGUUUCCAGAUCUUUGUGUGUAUUAAGUGUCUUCUGAAGUCUGCUGGACAUUAUUUAGAAUAGAGUACAAUAGAAAGAACAAGAUGAGUUUUCAAAUUUUAUUGUUUACUGUAUCUAAACUAAGUAAUAUAAUUAUGGACAUGAGCCAAAUACAGAUCACUUUAGCCAAAUUCAUGAGAUUGUCUUGAAUUGUUUUCUUCUGUAAUAUAUUGUAAGGUUUUUCAUAGAUCAUGUUGAUUCCUUUCCAUAUUUGAGUACGUGUAAAAGUCAGAUAUAAAACUUGUCUUACCACACAGGUGAAUAUUUCAGUUACUCUAGGAAUUUGUGUUGCUGCAAAUUCCUUCAAUUGGAGAUGCUGUAACUGAAGAACCUGUUAAAUCUUUUUUUUUUUCCCUUUUUUUUGGUUGGUUGGGGUUUUUUCUCAUCUCCACCUCAAUUCUAUGUCUAACUAGAAUGCUUUUGCCUUGCUUCAUCUCAUUAAAUGUAACCAGUGGAGGACUACCUUAGCUCCCUUUUGUUCAUACUGUCAUAGCUAGUCAACUUGUUUGGUUUGAAAUAUAUGGAAAAAAAACAAUACCUUACAUGUGUUCAAGUACAAUGAAUGAAUUAAUGGACACUUGUUAAGUAUUUUUUUGAUGCAUCACAUAACAUGCUUUUUAGAUAGACAUGCCCAGUAUAUGUCCUGUGUUUCUUGCUAAAAGUUUAAUGCUUUGCAUAAGAGAGGAGAAAUCUCCUCUCAAAGCAAGAAAUUGUGCAAUAUUUUUCAUGUCUUAAGGUGUAUGGUUUACAGACUGUACUUUUGAAAACAUAGUAGUAUCUUACUGUCUGCUUUAGUAUAAAUACCUGAGAGAUAUAUUUAGUAUAGCAGAAAAUAAACUGAGGGCAUUUUAAAUAAUAAUUAAUGAAAUUAUAAAUAUAUUCUACGAGGCAUUUCUCUGUAGUUUAUUACAGCUUUUUUAGUGAUAUUUUAGAAAUUGAAAGAAAACUAAAUGAAACCAUUUAAAGAUCAAGAAUUUAUUACAUAUAUUUUCAAGCAAAAGCAUUUUUAGAGAUGCAUCUCUGUGUUUGUUUUUGUUUCAUUUCUCAAAACUUUAAGGUAACUUUCAUAGGUUUAUGUAUCUGAGCGCACUAUUCAAAUGUAAAUAAAGUAAAAGUGAUACAGGAAAUCACUGACAUUUGAUGAUAAUUGCCAAGGCUGUCUUUAUGACUCACUAAAUUCUGCAGGCAAAAAAGAAAAACAGCAUUCAUUGACGCCAUGCAUAUUAAGUUUGAAGUCCCUUAAUCUCUCUGAAUCUGACUGAAGCAGCACAAACAUGAAUGAAUGCUCUCAAAAAUCUGUAAUAAAUGUAGACAUUUAAUUUAGCCAGUGGUUUGCAUGAACAGUGAUCAGGCCGUGAACAAAGUGAUCUAACUUCAGUUAGCUCUGCUUUGAGCAGGAGCUUGGUUUAGAUGACUUUCAGAAGUCCCAACCUAAUUAAUCUUUGAUUGCAUAACUCUACCAUCUGAAGGGUUAUCAGCCCAGCUAAUUUGCUGACUGUUGGAAGCAUUUGCAAACCCACUG